Molecule: messenger RNA, 1545 nt
Organism: Electrophorus electricus (electric eel)
Lineage: Eukaryota; Metazoa; Chordata; Actinopteri; Gymnotiformes; Gymnotidae
Gene: kcnip4a
Product: potassium voltage-gated channel interacting protein 4a
Biological process (GO): regulation of potassium ion transmembrane transport
Cellular component (GO): voltage-gated potassium channel complex
Molecular function (GO): calcium ion binding; potassium channel regulator activity
Source: RefSeq, a predicted model, not a curated record
ACAGCGAGCACUAGCAGAAAGUACACGCUCUCCCAUCAUCUGUCUAGUCCCACGGCUGGGCAGAAGUUGGAGCAGUUUUCCUUACAUUCCUUACAUUCCUUCGAAAGAAAACGCAUCCGCAUCGUCUUGUGAAAGUUUGGGGUGGUCCUCCCGGCUGCCUUCGUCCAGCGUGCGUCCACGUGCCUUCCACCGAGUGACGCGGGACGAGUGGAACUGAAGGAGGAGGCUUGGACACUUUGGUCCUGUUGCCAGGUUCGUGUGUCGUGAGAGAAGGGCAGGGACUUGUGAAGUGCGAGGCACUGCAGCGGGACUUGUGAAGCUCUGAGCCGAGCACGGGGAGAGAGUGAGUGCAAGAGAGACAGGCACAGGGCAACAUGGGUGCAUUAAUGGUCAUUUUCUCUAUCCAGCCAAAACAAAGGAGGAAAAGGACAGACCAUGUCGAGGACGAGCUGGAGCUGUCGGCCGUACGCCAUCGGCCCGAGGGCCUGGAGCAGCUGGAGGUCCAGACGCGCUUCUCCCGCAAGGAGCUGCAGAUCCUCUACCGUGGCUUCAAGAACGAAUGUCCAAGUGGUGUGGUCAAUGAAGACACAUUUAAGGAGAUAUAUUCUCAGUUCUUCCCGCAGGGAGAUGCAUCCACAUACGCACAUUUUCUAUUCAAUGCAUUCGACACAGACCACAAUGGUGCAGUGAGUUUUGAAGAUUUCGUAAUGGGUCUAUCCAUUCUACUGCGAGGCACAGUACAGGAGAAACUCAACUGGGCAUUUAACCUGUAUGAUAUUAACAAGGAUGGCUAUAUAACAAAAGAGGAAAUGUUAGACAUCAUGAAAGCCAUCUAUGACAUGAUGGGCAAAUGCACAUAUCCAAUUCUCAAAGAGGAAACUCCAAGACAACACGUGGAGAUAUUUUUCCAGAAAAUGGACAAAAAUAAGGAUGGAGUAGUCACCAUAGAUGAAUUUAUAGACUCCUGCCAAAAUGAUGAGAACAUCAUGAGAUCGAUGCAGCUUUUUGAAAAUGUCAUUUAAUACCUGAAUGGACAAAAAAGUCUCUCACAAGGACCUUUCUCCUUCAUGUGCUCUGAUGUGCUCAUUAAGACAAAUGCAUUUGAAUGGAAAUCAACCAACCAGUCGAUCCAUUGACCCUUUCUCUAGGACUCAAACCUCUUUCAUUGUACUUCCUCUUAUUUCAACUCCAGUUUAGGAUGAAUUUUUACAUUAAGAAUGAAGGUGUCCAAGAAUGUUUAUUUUAAAGAAUUAUGUGCAUGUGAUAUACUGCACAUCACUUGAACAUCACCUGAGCACUCCUUGCUCCAUAGGGCAGGAGUAGAAAGUAGUGCUUUUAAUCUUCCAGCCAUGUUCCUCUGACAAUGGCAGUGUGUGGCAUGUUCACUCUUCGCUGGCCGGGAUCGAGGUACUUGCCUCUCUCUUACAUUAGUUUGCUUAAGUUCUGCGUAACGAUCAUGAGCUGCAGUAAUGGAGAAAGAGGUGUCAGUGUUAAGACCAUAACAGGUCCAUUACUCUCAGAUACAUUAGCCAUUUAUUGUGGAUA